CAUACAGGUGGCACAUUUUUAUUGGGCGGGAGCACGGCUGAGGUGGUGCUCCAGGAGCAGUCAAGAAUUCGUCAGAAGGCCGUGAUCAUGCACGUUUGUUUGGUGGAGGUUUUAAGUCAACGUUCAACUACCCGUACUAACCGGGUGCUUGAAAGCUAAUUUACAGCAGCAAAUAGCGGAUGAGACGGACAGAUGACAGUUACAAUUGGUGUAACAAAAAGCUUCCUCAUAGGCCAUAGCUCAUCCAUUAAUUGCGUUUCCUUUUGCUUUUGAUUUGCUUUCUUUUCAUCACUGGGCUACGUACGAUUCCCUAAACGGGGUGAAAGUAUAGGUGUUGUAGCGCGGUUCAAAAUGAACGAUGUUGAUGUAUCGAAGCAGAUUCAACAAAUGGUGAGGUUCAUAAGGCAGGAGGCCGAGGAAAAAGCCAACGAGAUCUCCGUAUCUGCCGAGGAAGAGUUCAACAUCGAGAAGCUACAGUUGCUUGAAACUGAGAAGAAAAAGAUUCGACAAGACUUUGAACGGAAAACCAAGCAGGUCGAAAUUCGCAACAAGAUCGAUUACUCGACGCAGCUGAACGCAUCGAGGAUCAAAGUGCUGCAAGCCCAGGACGACGAGGUGAACUCCGUGAAAGAUGCGGUGGCGAAGAAGCUGGGGCGCGUCUCUUCCGACAAAUCCGCAUACAAGGCGCUGCUGAGAUCGCUGAUAAUCGAGGGGCUGCUGCGGCUGAAGGAGAAGUCAGUGCUGCUGAGGUGCAGAGAGGCUGACCGUGGAGCAGUGGAGUCGGUGCUGGAGGACGCCAAGAAGGAAUACGCCGACAAGCUCAAGGUGGCGCUGCCCCAAAUCACCCUCGACAAGCAGGUCUACCUCCCUCCUGCUCCUUCCGCCAAUUCCCAUCACGGCCUUCAUUGCACGGGAGGAGUAGUGCUGGCAUCACAAGAUGGGAAGAUUGUCUGCGAGAACACCUUAGACGCUCGAUUAGAUAUUGCUUUCAGACAGAAACUUCCUCAGAUUCGCAAGAAGCUUCUCGCAAAUUUAGGCUCAUAAAUCAUGAUGAUCACCGGUCUCGCCCAUUCAUAUGUACCAAUCCUGGCGCGCAUUGGCAACUCGAUCGUGCUCUGCUCUCAUUUUUGUUCUUCAUCUUACCUACCUUCCAAUUUGUUUCAAUUUACUAUACUACAUUACUUGUGCCAUUACUUUGUGACUUGUGGGCCCGAAUAAUUUCUUCCAUCUCUGUUGGCUGGAGAUAUUAUCCUUAUGAUAUAACUGUCCUAACUCUCUACGCUGUGUCGUUUUGGUGUUUAAACGGAACAUGAAACGCGUUCCUUCUUUCUUUCUGGCUGUACUUUUCUUUUCCCCCAAACUUUGUAAUUUUUCCUUUCCAAAUUACCAAACAAACUAGAAAUGGAGCUUGUCCUGUUAUGGUUUGAUCUGCCUACAAGAGGCAGAGGUUGCAAUGAGAAACACAACUUUCUAAAGUUUCUAUUCACUCCCAACUUAUUUGUUAUGGUAUUAGAGCCUAGAAUUAUAGAACCCUAACAGCCGCUUCCAUUUUCUUUGAUGGCUGAAAAUCAAGCCCAAGCACAGUCACAGGCAGAGCAACAAAAUGAUGUUGCUCCAGCUAUUGUUGACCUUCCGUCCAACCCCUUCUUCCUCCAUGGCUUCGACCAGCCUGGAUCUCUUCUCGUGGCUAAAAAGCUCCCAGCUACAAACUACAACGACUGGAGCAUGACAAUGUUCAAUGCUCUCGCAGCCAAAAACAAGAUUGACUUCAUCAAUGGUACCAUUCUAGAACCAGCAGUUACAGAUGCUAGACAUGGCGCUUGGACACGCAACAACGUCAUGGUUCUCAGUUGGAUACAACAAUCCACUUCUCCAUAAAUAAGAAAACUAUACUUUCCAGCAAAACUACUACAGAAGCAUGGAAAAGCCUCCAAACACGUUAUGGAUAUGGAGAUCUCAUCAGAAUAGGCAAUAGCUGAGCUUGAAGAGAAGCUCUUUCUACUCUUCAGCAAGGUAAUCAAACAGUUAUAGAGUAUUAUGACCGUGUCAUUACUCUUAGAGAUAGAACUAGGGAACUAUCAACCCUUGCUUCCUUGUGCUUGUAAACCAACCAACCAUAAUGAUUGUGCAACUAUGAUUUGGGUCCUCCAAUAUCAGGAGACCAACUAUGUUAUUAAGUUACUUCAUGACUUGAAUGAUAAUUUUUAUGGGGUCAGAGCAAAAGUUCUGUUUGGAGAUGAGCUCCCCAAUAUCAAAAGGAUUUUUCAAAGAAUGCUUCAACAUGAAAGACAACUUUAUGGAACUCAAUCUGGCAGAAUGGUUGCCUCCUUGCAAUCAGAUUCUUCAGCGCUAGCCUUUCAAGGUGGUAACAGAAGGGGCACCACUAACAACAAACCCCCAUUCUAUACCUUCUGCAAAAUAGAAGGCCAUACUGAAUAUAUAUAUUUCCAUAAACAUGGUUGUUCUCCUGAUCUAUGCUAUUGCUAUACAAUGUACGUUUGAAGAAGAGAACGAAAAUGAGAGAACAGAAGAAAUAAAGCAAACAAACGCAUAAACGAUCCAUUUUCCAGCCAAUUGAAAAACAAGAGCGAAAGCCAAUCACGGAAUCGCCCCAAGCCGAACUUGAAAUUGAGUGUUAUUAAAGCCGAGCCGAGCCACUCGGCCCGACCAGUAAAACCGCCAUCCGGUCACAAAAUUGGCUCGGAACAGUCUAAAAGUCGCUCCGGUUUUAUGUAGCAGUUGGCGAGCAGUCGAGGCGGUUAGCCGAUCGAGCCGCUCGUACAGUUUUUGCCAUUCAGCCGUUAAAUUUAAUUAAACAAAUUGUAGAAAAUUGAAAAUUGAAAUAAACCAAAAACAUCGGG
Molecule: messenger RNA, 2861 nt
Organism: Linum trigynum
Lineage: Eukaryota; Viridiplantae; Streptophyta; Magnoliopsida; Malpighiales; Linaceae
Source: the annotation of a GenBank genome assembly